This is a messenger RNA of Pocillopora damicornis (cauliflower coral), 3414 nucleotides long. Its product is annotated as neutrophil cytosol factor 2. The record is from RefSeq and is a predicted model, not a curated record. NCBI's taxonomy places the organism in Eukaryota, Metazoa, Cnidaria, Anthozoa, Scleractinia, Pocilloporidae. Gene Ontology annotation, molecular function: protein binding; superoxide-generating NADPH oxidase activator activity. Gene Ontology annotation, biological process: superoxide anion generation.
CAAUUGAUAUUGUUUCUACUAUGAAUUUGAUGUUCUGUUCAUCUCAAACGCUUUGUUGUUUGAUUGGUUUCUCAAAGGAAUUAAGAUUGGUGCGUAGAGAAUUCGGAAAAAAUGACGAGCAUGAAGAACACACAGCUCACAGUUCUACAAGAUCAGGAUCUGGAAGAAAUUCUCCACUCGCCAUCAGACAGCAGCCCAAAAGUUUACUGUUACCUAAAUAAGCCGAAGUAGAUAACAUUUGACUGCACUAAGUUGGCUGCUCUCUCAAGCGUCUGAUGAACAAUAUAAUAUUCUUAUAUUUGUUGAAUGAUUGGAAUUUGUUAUGAUCUAUAAAAGUAGUUGCACCGAAUGGCAGUCUAGCUGGUUAAAUAAUUUUGGAAUGUUCUUGCUAUGGUUGUAAUCUUUAAAUCGAGCGAUGUAUAUAUUUUACCUUAACGAUCAAGAGAAAAGGGACCAAAUUCGUCGGCAGCGUGAUUUUUGCGCGGCUUGCAAAGCGGAAAAGAGUACUUCAAAAUCGGUAACCGAGUGUGAAAUAAGUACUUCAAACAAGGAGGCGGACGGUAGAAAUAAACAUGAAACAUUUUCCCAGUAAAUAUUUUUCAUAAAUUUGGAUUUAUGGCCAUGAAGAUGGUGUUACAAAUUGACCUUUUUACUCUUAAUUUUAUCGUCAUCUUUCACGAGAUAAAAGCUACAACACUGCUCCUCAAAUGUCAUUAAAGCAAAAUGCAAAUGAUAGGUUUUCAAGCUUCACUAAGUCACUGGCUCCAAUCAACAGCCUCCUCUUGGACUUUUUGUAAUUUCAAUAUCAAGAGGUCUUUCCACGUCAAGUUGUUCUUACGACAAAGUUGCACGUACAUGUUUGCCUCGUAAGAACUUAGCUACUGCUGAGACAGCUUUUAAAAGAAAGGUAGUUUGGAACAUUCGGUAAGCAAUAAGUCUGCAUUUGUAUGAUGACACAGAACCUAACUGAAUUUCUAUUUAAGUAUCACCAUAAUGGCAUUGAUUUGCCUUUGGCCUGAUUAUGUUCCUUAAGUUCUCAAAUAUCAUGCAAUGCACUUUGUUGUUCCUUCUUCUGACUUCUUCCUUAUCUGCUAAAAAUAACGGAACAACAGAGUCGGCAGAUCUUUGACCUGAAAAUAGCUUCUGUAAGAGACAUUUCAUGUUUUCAAAUGCAAAUGCAAAGCACAGUUUUUUAAUUCCAUGGCACAAUGCGCUUGUUUAAUAACGCUUUCGAGAUAUUUUUAGGCAGAUUUAUGAAAUCGUUUUUGUUAGUACCGUCGCGACAUAAAAUUGGACGCAAGUAUUAAUAGUGAUUGACUCGGGUCACUCACAGAGGGAGGAGAUAAAUGAGUUAACAAGAAAUCAACAUUUGAACUGUAUUCGAUCAAUGGCACGUAAUGACGAUCAAAAAAGGAAAUACGAAUUUCUGGCAUAUUACUGACUUUCCAUUUUUUUAAUAAAUUAUGUCAAAUUAUAUAAAGGAUCUUGAACAAAUAAUCAUAAGAAUUCACAUUUUUUAUGUCGUAUAAUUGAUAAAUCGAAAAUUCCUUUCAUUAUUGAAAGGGAACCUGAAUUUCCCACAGCGCUGAUUAUUCAUUCAUCUACAUCCGCAAAGUAUAAACGUGCGUCAGUCAACGCAGAAACAUCCCACUUGUUUACACACCCUGUUCUCGACUUCCGCUCUGUAAAUAAUAAAUUUGCUUUCAGUCGUCAAACAAAUUUUCGGGUGCACUCAAAGUUCAAUCAAAUUCACCAACUCGGCUAAAAUCCAGUCAAGCUGAAGACAAAGCGAGUGUUCUGAUUGACGCCAGGAAAGCAGUGUUCAGCAUUUUAUUUUUGCGUCUCAUUUCUUAAAAUUCAUUUGGACAUGAAGGAGAUGUCCACGGUAGAAAUAUUGAAGAUUUGGAAAGAUGGCGUGACUUUUAUGGAGAAGGGCAACUACGAAGAGGCACUAAAAAACUUUAUGGCUCUAGAAGGAAGGACUGAUUCUUCACAGCAACUGAUCACUUCGGGCAGAAAUCUGUUUAACAUUGGACAAAUGUAUCUGGCCCUUGGAAGAAUGGAAAUGGCCGCACAGGCAUUUGAAGAGUCAAUAGCAAAAGACCCAAUGAUGGCGAUCGCCCAUUAUACCUUGGGAAGCGUCAAUUUGGCUUUAGAUAGAAAUGAAAGAGCCUUAAAGAACUUUAGUGACGCUGCUUUAUUUCUUCGUGGAAACAAAUUGAUAAAGUAUGAUCAAUUAGGCUUGAAGGUUAACCUUUACUUAUGUGAGGUUCUAGCUAACAGGGCCGUUGCUCAGUCCAGAUUAAAGAAUGCCGAAGAAGCCAAGAAUGAUUUUUUGAUGGCCUUACAAUUCAAGAUGGAGCCACGACAAAGCGUCAUUCAGGACCUUCUUCUUUGCUGGCAGUCUGGAAAGAGUGUAGAGCCUCUUAAGAUGCCAUCGCCAUCUGUUUUCAAACCUUCAAAAGGAGCCACUGAUGCUAUAAACAAAGAACAUAAAUUCAUGGAGAAAUCCAAGGUCGUUGCUGAGGUUCAAGUUAGAAGUUUCCCUGGCCCACGAACUACACCAGCUAAGCCCCAACCGAUUCGUUCCCCACCUUGUUCUCCGAACCUCUCAAAAGCUGUGGCAGAUGAAUCUCUUUCCGAACAGCACCUCCCUCAAGCAGCUUAUGUGAAAUCCACAAGAGAUGCACUGCUAAGCGACUUACGGAAAAACGAAACAGUCACAUCUAGGAAGGAACCUCCCAAUAAACCGCUCCCCGUUGUACCUGACUUUGUAGACAGCCCUCAACAGUCGCCGCGUGCUUCUCCUACUCCGAGAUUUCCGAGAUCUGAUUCUGGAUAUCUUUCACCCCGAUCUUCAGCAAAGAGUUCAAAGAGUGGAUCUAGGCCAGUAACUCCACCGGAAAAUUCCCGACCACGGACUCCUGUUGAAAUGGGACCUCCCUCCAAGCCCCUCCCGCCUACCCCAAGAUCAAAAAGCCCAAGCCCCAUUCCAUCGCGAGUGCCCGCUGAGCCUAGAAAAACACGUGACGUCGAAUUGGUUUUCACACAAUCUAUUAAGGUGGACGAGUCAGUUUCAACCGUGGAACUUUUGAAAGAGGCGGCUGCUGCUUUCAAGCUACCUGAAAAUUCAUUUGCACUUUGGUGCAUGAAGGACAACCAGCUCACAGUUCUACAAGAUCAGGAUCUGGAAGAAAUCAUCCGCUCAUCGUCAGACAACAGUCCUCAAGUUUUCUGCUACGAAAACAAACCAGAGUGAAUGAGUUUCGACUCGAAUUUUCAAUAGCGGAGGGGCUUUGAUCGAUACAUGCCUCGUGGAAAGUCCGUUUUAGAAGAACAAGUAAAAACUUUGCGCUGAACUCACUGACUUGUUUUGAUCUCACUGAUAUCGAAAUACAGAUCUUGAAACCCUGA